This is a messenger RNA of Schistosoma haematobium, 498 nucleotides long. RefSeq lists its product as uncharacterized. The record is from RefSeq and is a predicted model, not a curated record. The coding region runs from base 1 to 498 and encodes 165 amino acids. NCBI's taxonomy places the organism in Eukaryota, Metazoa, Platyhelminthes, Trematoda, Strigeidida, Schistosomatidae. The transcript has a single exon.
AUGCCAAAAACAAAAAUAGUAGAAAAUGAACCGAUUUCAGAAAAUGAAGAUCUAUGCAGUAAAUAUUGGUGUGAUAAUGGAGAUAGAUGGGAUUUCUUUACCAUGAUAACAGGUUUAUUAUUGUUAAUAAUGGGAUUAUGUUGUUCAACCAUUGAAGUUGGUUAUAUAAUUUAUACAUAUCGUAUACAAUGCUACUGUGUUGGUUUAUGGUGUUCUGCAGGUUUUCUAUUAAUUGGUACUCUUGCUAUGGGAUUAUAUCAUUAUGAAUCAGUUCCAUCAGCAUCAUUAAUGUUAUUUUGUGUAAUGUGCGACUUAUUAUUUGGCAUAGUUAUGCCACUGAUUGCAAUUGCUUUUACAAUUAAGUGCGGCAAAUUAAAUGUUUUUUAUUAUCCAAUCACAAUGAUCUGCAUACUAGUUGGAUUAAUAAGUAUUGUACAUAUAUUUUUUGUAACAAGAGAACUGUUAAAAUUACGACGACAAUUCUACCGUGAAGGAUAA